GGGACCAAAGUUGUGUUUUGAGAGAAGAGAGUAAAGUGGGAGCCUGGAGGCAGCAAAAGCAAACAUUGAAGAGGUAGAGUCCCAAACGGGUUUGCUCACAAGAAACAAACCGUCCCAAACACUCUCUUCUUCUUCUUCUUCUUCUUCUUCCCGCCCUCUUUCUCUGCAUAGAUUGAUUAGAGAGAGAAGACGUGGCGCUUUGCGAUUUCAUUAAUCAAUAGUUGAUUAGUCGGCCGACGAAGGCGUGAUUGGUGGGUGAUCUGUAAGUACCUCUGUCAGUGCUUUUCAAGCAUUGAGGUCUGUGUUGAUUCUGGCGUGCCCCCGGCUAGGCCUUGUUUGUUUGAGUAAAUGGUGCACACCUGUAUUUUUGGAUGCAAUUGGUGGCUGUCUUAGUAUAAGAAGCUGAAAGCUGUUACUACUUCACAAUGGGUAAUGCUUGUUUUGUUGCUGCCCGAGAUAAAACUGUACAAAGUGGACCGACCAAUGAGAAUUCGCUUCGAAAUAUUCGAAAUUCUCCGACAUGGAGCUUUCGUUGGGAUCAUCGAGGACGUGUAGCCGGCGAAGACACUUCUAUAAACUGGUUUUCUGAUGGUAACAGCAGGAAUGGUGGAUCAGAGACUAAAAAUGAAUCAGGACGCGUAUUAGAGAAUGGAAGUCCGGCACAGAAUUGUCAACUGAAUACAUGCCAAAAAUCCCCAAUUUCUGAAGGGACUGGUGCAAAUGUUAGAGAUUCAACUUCAGAUCUAUUUAUUUCACGGUCUGUUUCUAUUGAUGUGAGCAUGCAACAGGCAAAUGGGUUGGGAGAAUCAUCGUUAGCAUCUUGGCCAUCUCCUACAAAACCACCAUUGCGUUCAACUUCAUUGUCAGCAUCUCCUUUAUCGUCCCAAUCUCACAUGCUUCCACCUAGCUUUACCCCAUCAAGGUGUACCGGCCAGUCCCCAGGACACCAGCCAUUAUGGCAAACUUCUGAUAUCCAAAGGCAAGCCUAUAAGUUGCCCGGCAGCUUCUCUCUGUCUGAGGAAAGACCCGUGUUAUCUUGGAGCAACGGAUCAGGAAUGCACUCCCGUGGGGGUUCUUCAGAUGGUUGGUCUACUGUACCACCUGGCUUUCCAGAGCUGAUGGGAACUCCACAAAGACAAAGAUGGUCACUUGAUAGUGAGUCCUUUGGUUCGAACCGUGAAAGGUUAGUUAGAUCCAGUAGUUGGUUUUCAGCCUCACCAGUUGAUUUGAGAACAUGCAACUUUUGCUCAAAGGUUCUAAAGGAGAAGUCUCCUUGGAGCACCCAAAAUAUAUAUUCAAAUAAUGACCUUUCUGUAGUCGCUGUUCUUAUCUGUGGACACGUCUAUCAUGCUGAAUGUUUGGAGAAUAUGACAUCUGAUAUUAAUAAGUACGAUCCAGCUUGCCCAGUUUGCAGUUUUGGUGAGAAACAAACUAUGAAGCUGGCAAAAAAAGUUCUGAAAGCUGAAAUGGAUUUGAAGGCUAGAAACAAGAGACCGAAGAAUCAGGUUGAGGACGGUGAUAUUGAAUAUUAUAUUGAAAAUAAUGAUUCUGUUGUGAUUGAUAGCUUUAAAGUGAGAGAACCUAAAGGUAAAGGCAAAGGCAAAGGUAAAGGUAAAGGUAAAGGUCCUCAGAUGGACUCCAGUUCCCAUGGGAAAAUCUCCUUCGGGAAACCUUUUCUGAGACGACACUUUACCUUUGGAUCAAAAGGUUCCAGAUCCAUGUUAGAUAGUCACCCUACAAAAAAGAAGGGCUUCUUUUGGACAAAAUCUAGCAAAGCAUAAGCUGCAUCUUGGUUGUUGGGAGGCUCCGCUCCACUGUGAAUAAUCUCUGCACCCUCAAAUGGAUUAUGGAGUAUCUAGCUAUAUACUAAUCCGUGAUUUGAAGAAAACUAGAGGCUGAAGUUACUCUGUAAAGAACACAUACAAGUAUCUUUUUGUGCCGUACAGGUCGAUUUGUUUAUUGUGUAUGGAUGGAUAUAAUUCAUAUAAAUGAUGUUAUGUUUGUCCAUGAUUCUUCUUAUGCCAACAGCUCGAUGGUGUUUCUGGUGUCUUGGGCAAUAGUCUUCACAGAUUCAUAGGCAAUACUAAUUAUUUUGAUUGACUUUGGUUGGUUCUUUUAAUAAAAGAAAAGUUUCUGAUAA
Medicago truncatula (barrel medic) is the source of this 2140-nucleotide messenger RNA. RefSeq lists its product as uncharacterized. The transcript is spliced from 6 exons. The record is from RefSeq and is a predicted model, not a curated record. Bases 426 to 1781 code for a protein of 451 amino acids. Lineage: Eukaryota; Viridiplantae; Streptophyta; Magnoliopsida; Fabales; Fabaceae.